UUGCGCUGAUUCAGCUUUCCCAGCAGGCUGUGCGGGGAGGGGUCACGUGACAGCUGUCUGCAUUUGGAAGAUGCGGGGUAGCUCCGUAUAACCUUGAACGGCAGAGUUCUGGUUUGUGGAUUCAGGUUCACGCCAUGGCGAACCAUCUAAGAUUUAUUGCCCGCACGGUGAUGGUGCAGAAUGGAAAUGUGGACGCGGCUUACAACACGCUGAACAGAAUCCUCACCACGGAAGGGAUUGUAGAUAAAGCCAGGAGGGGACGUUAUUACGAGAAGCCGUGCAUCCAGAGAAGGAGGAUCAAAUAUGAGACCUGUAAACGCAUCUACAACUCUGAAAUGAACCGAAAAAUAGCGUUCCUGUCACGGAAGACUCGAGAGGACCCCUGGCCGGGGUGCUAGGACUUGCAUUCUGUUUCUUGAAUUUCGACACAAGACUGUAUUUCAUCUUCUGAUUCUGCGUUAUGUUUCAUCUUCAGGCUGGCUCCACAGCUGUCCGCUGCGGUGUGGUGAUGUAACGCAUGUACGUUACAGAGGCCCACCACAAUACAAUGC
Nanorana parkeri is the source of this 551-nucleotide messenger RNA. RefSeq names its product mitochondrial ribosomal protein S21 (gene MRPS21). The transcript is spliced from 3 exons. NCBI's taxonomy places the organism in Eukaryota, Metazoa, Chordata, Amphibia, Anura, Dicroglossidae. The record is from RefSeq and is a predicted model, not a curated record. Gene Ontology annotation, biological process: translation. The coding region runs from base 135 to 398 and encodes 87 amino acids. Gene Ontology annotation, cellular component: ribosome. Gene Ontology annotation, molecular function: structural constituent of ribosome.